Trichoplusia ni (cabbage looper) is the source of this 2956-nucleotide messenger RNA. RefSeq names its product ADAMTS-like protein 4. The coding region runs from base 597 to 2525 and encodes 642 amino acids. Gene Ontology annotation, molecular function: metalloendopeptidase activity. The transcript is spliced from 13 exons. Gene Ontology annotation, biological process: extracellular matrix organization. Lineage: Eukaryota; Metazoa; Arthropoda; Insecta; Lepidoptera; Noctuidae. Gene Ontology annotation, cellular component: extracellular matrix. The record is from RefSeq and is a predicted model, not a curated record.
AAGUGUGGUUUUUUUUUAAUUUAUUUGGUGCAAUGCUAUGCAUUUUUAAUGACACAUAAGUUUUCAUUUUAUUCGACACAUUUUAGAAUUAAUUUUCCUACUCAAAUAUUCUCGUGGCCGUAUCUUAAAUAAAAUCUUAAACGUUCUAAGAACAAACGUGUUUAUCCAACUAUCCAUCCGUAUUAGCGGCUGCUAUCAAGCGAAUAAUUUAAUUUCCGUUAAAGCUCUCUUAUCGUCUACAAUUAUAUUCUACGAAGAGUGUUGUAACCAUCGGUCAAUGACAAUUCGAUGUUAAUUUGAUGGCUGUCAAAGUUGGCUGUUGAGUCGACUGGCUCGAGAGUCCCGUACUGUCCGGUUGCUUACGAGUCUUAUCAGCGCUCGCCUAGUCCCAACAAAUAUCAAAGGACACGAUAAAUUAACGUUAAGUAUGCGGUAAUAUUGUAACUAAGAAACCGUUAAAAGUUGAGGAAGACGUCCGCUACUCGAAGCUAAUUCUCGGCGCACUACGGCAUCCAUCAAGUGAGUCUGAAAGAUCAUCCGCGUGUGAAUAUCAGUGCUAUCUGACUUAUCUCUCGCACACAUCGAAGACGACAAACAUGGUGUCCACUUCCGGCCUAGUUUUCGUGCUCUUCGCCCUUGCGGUGGGUCGCGAGGGCGUGCUGUCCGCGUCGUCGGCGCGCGAGCUGCGCUGCGGCCGGCGGCUGGUGUCGGGGCUGUUCUCGCGGCCGCGACUGCCGCUCGGCUACUCCUACGUCACCACCGUGCCGCGCGGCGCCUGCAGGCUCAACGUCUCCGAGAUCACGCCAACUGAUAAUUAUAUAGCUUUAAAGAUUUCCAACGGGUCGUACAUAAUGAACGGCGAGUUCGCGGUGUCUGCGGCGGGCACGUACGAGGCGGCGGGCGCGCGCUUCGUCUAUUCGCGAGAGGGGUCGCUGGAUAGCGUGCUCGCACCAGGACCCAUACAACAAGCCAUCGACAUCAUGAUACUUUAUACGCAACCAAAUCCGAGUAUAAAAUAUGAAUAUUUCACGGACUCGCUACCUGGUGAGGUAGAAACAGAAUCUGUUACGAAAGAAGACUUUACUGAUGUUACACCUACAACUGUUGCUAAGCAUUAUAGAAGACAUCAUAGUUACGACACCUUUUCUAGACCUAGUGUGGUGGUCAGAAACCCGACUGGCAGUAAGGAACUAAGUACUGAUAAUGAAUUUGAUGUAGUCUUCACUGGUAACAGAAAGUUUUUAUGGAAGAUAAUGUCAUAUUCACCAUGCACAAGGAGUUGCGGUGGAGGCAUUCAGCUGGGCAAGUAUCGUUGUGUUGACUUAACGGCUAACGAUCAUGAAGUACCGUCAUCACACUGUUUUGGUACUGCUCCCCCCCCUCGGCGACGGCGCUGCGGCGGCAGCUCGUGUCCGCCCCGCUGGCGAGCCGCUGCCUGGUCCCAGUGCCCCAAGUGUGGGCCUGCGACCAAGACCAGGAUAGUGGGCUGUGUACAAGACCACUCGAAAGGAAUCACGAAGAUCAGCGACCAAAAAUGUCCAGCACCGAAACCUACAACUACAGAAACGUGCGACAUUCCUGAUUGUAAGAGUGGUUCUGAAGUGAGACCGGUGGCUUCAAAGCGAGUGCUUCGUCCGCGGGAACACACCGAUGCGUUCAGGGAAGGUCCCGUUUACUCUGUUGCGGUGAACAGCACUGACCUGGAUGUAGGACCGGAAUACUCCUUCAGCGCUACCGCCGGCUGGCUCUAUACGGAGUGGUCUGAGUGUGUAGGGUGGUGCGUUGGUGGUGGGAUGCAAACCAGGAACGUUCGCUGCGCCGACCCUGCCGGCUGCACGCCUAGGAAGGCUCCCGAGUCCACUCGCACAUGCACUCCCAAACUGGACUGUGAACCUCUAGAAGGACAGUGGUUCACUGGCGAGUGGUCUCCCUGUACAUCUCCUUGUGGCGGGAAGCAAGUCCGAGGAGUUCUCUGUAUCGGUGGUACUGGGAGACACCUGAAGGACACCGCGUGUCAUGCUGCAAAGCCUGCUCAUCAGAGAGACUGUUCCACAGGCUGCCAGCCGACCUGGUACUACAGUGACUGGGGACAGUGUUCGGGUAACUGCACAAGCGGGUCUAGCACCGGGGUCCAGCGCAGGUCGGUGGUGUGCGCGCGGCUGGACGCGGGCGCUGCCGGUGACGCGGAGUGCGGGCCCGCGCCGCGCGCUACCAGGGCCUGUGACCCGCGCUGCGACACCAACACUAUCACACCACUUACUAUCGGGGGGAUACCAUCGCCUCUUAAAAAAAGACUGUUGCAGUUAUGGAAGCGAGAUGCCGCCCUACUCCGUAAGUCUCAAAAAGGAUAUGCAACUACGCAAAGGACUAGCUCUACACAGCGUAUCCACCGGAAUGAAAUCGUAGCAUUGGCAGAUGGGGAGUGUAAGGACAGGCUGUACAACUGCAUGCUGGCAGUGCAGGCUCGACUCUGCCACUACAAGUACUACAUACAGAACUGCUGCCACUCCUGCUCCGGACGGUGAACUAACCUAUUAAUAUAGCUUUCGUUUCGGCUGAACGAGCACUUGCGGGACGACGAAUAUCAAUCGAUAAAUUCUUUGUACACAGAUUUAACUAUCACUUUGUCCAAGGAUUAUCAUUCAUCAUUUUUUAAAGUAGGAUUUUCAGUUGUGGAGACGCUUUAGUCGUGAUAUAUAGACGUGGCGGUUACGUCAAGUCAUUGACUCAAGUCUUGUCAAGUUACGUGAUCAAAAAAAAUUGUUUCCACAUAUUCUUACACUUAUACUUUUUGGCACUCAGAAAUACGUAAUUAAAAUGUACAAAAUGAGCUAAAGUAUUAAAGAGUUUUUUUUCAGAAAAUCUUCUGCACUGUAACACUAUUUGUUUUUCAGUUGAAAUUUUUGUAUUUAUCAUAUAACAUUACCAUUAAUCUGUGUACAUCGAUGUCGAGAUU